This is a messenger RNA of Lineus longissimus, 1366 nucleotides long. Its product is annotated as meiotic recombination protein SPO11-like. The record is from RefSeq and is a predicted model, not a curated record. The coding region runs from base 85 to 1191 and encodes 368 amino acids. Gene Ontology annotation, cellular component: nuclear chromosome. NCBI's taxonomy places the organism in Eukaryota, Metazoa, Nemertea, Pilidiophora, Heteronemertea, Lineidae. Gene Ontology annotation, biological process: meiotic DNA double-strand break formation; reciprocal meiotic recombination; meiotic DNA double-strand break processing. Gene Ontology annotation, molecular function: DNA topoisomerase type II (double strand cut, ATP-hydrolyzing) activity; DNA binding; ATP binding. The transcript is spliced from 12 exons.
UUCUGGAAUUUGGUUGAUGAAUUGAGAGACAAUUUUGAUGAGAACGAACGUGUUGAAACGGUUCUUAAGACAUGCACUGCUGGCAUGAAUAUCCAGGGAACCAAGAGAGAUCGAGCUGAGAGAAUAAGCGCGAGUCAAGUAAUGUUGUUAUUGGAAGGAGUGAUAAAAGAUGUGGUUAGAAUGAUUUCCAAGAAUGAGCCUCCUGUCCUCUCUAUGGCCAGCCGUACCAGUUGGGAUAACAUACGGUACACUGAGGGAGUAGGAGUCCAACUUAAGAAAGAUGGCAAAACCAGUUCAAUCCGAUUCAACAGUUUAACAUCUGUUAAUAAAUUUGCUCUUACUCUGAAGGUGAUAUCCAUCAUUUACAAACUAGUUCAGACAGAUUCCUAUUGUACCAAGAGAGACUUGUACUAUCAGGACCCUCAUCUCUUCACCAAUCAAGCUGUCGUUGAUGACAUUGUGGACAACGUUUCAUGCAUGAUUCAAGUGCCAAGAUGGGACUUGCAUGUGCUUGCCACAUCCAAAGGUUGUGUCGCUGGUGACCUAAAGUAUACAGAAGCUGAUAUGAACUAUGUCGACUGCAGCCUCUCCCCAUCGGGUGUGAUGAUACCAAUGGACAUCUUUGGAAUAAAAAAUUUGCGUAGUGAUGCCAAGGCCAUUUUCGUCAUUGAGAAAGAUGCAACCUUUCAGAGAUUGCUUGAUGAUAACGUUACGAGGAAGAUUUCACCCUGUAUUUACAUUACGGGUAAAGGCUUUCCUGAUGUAAACACAAGGUUGAUGCUGAAGAGGUUAUGGGAUGAAUUCAAGAUUCCAAUCUUUGGCCUCGUGGAUGCCGACCCUCAUGGAAUAGAAAUCCUCUCCAUAUACAAGUUUGGGUCAAAGGCGCUCUCAUUUGAAGCUCACAACCUGACCGUACCAGCCAUCAAGUGGCUUGGUGUGCUGCCAUCUGACAUACAGAGGUUGAACGUUCCCAAUUCAGCCUUGAUUCCUCUGACCAAGCCUGAUGUUGAUAAGGCCAGAGAUCUGUUGAGGAGGCCAUACAUACUCCAGAAUCCAGUAUGGAAACAAGAGAUUGACAUCAUGCUGAGGAUGGGGCUGAAAGCAGAGAUCCAGUGUCUUGCGUCGAUAUCCAUGAACUUCCUGAGUGAGGUGUAUCUGCCAAACAAGGUGCGCUACGGUGGCUGGAUUUGAGAGAUGACACACAAUUGGCUGCUUAUGAUGAAGUAAUGAUACAUGUAGAUGUAAUGGGGGUUAGCACAAAAUGCUUGCCUUGGAAAAUGAUGACAAACAGUCAUUGUCAUAGCACCAACAUUCAGGAAUCACAAAAAAUGUUCAUCUGUAGCAAGAUAAAUUUGGCGGGAUUCCA